Recurvomyces mirabilis is the source of this 990-nucleotide messenger RNA. RefSeq lists its product as uncharacterized. The transcript has a single exon. Gene Ontology annotation, cellular component: cytoplasm. Lineage: Eukaryota; Fungi; Ascomycota; Dothideomycetes; Mycosphaerellales; Teratosphaeriaceae. The coding region runs from base 1 to 990 and encodes 329 amino acids. The record is from RefSeq and is a predicted model, not a curated record.
AUGACGACCACAAUCGCAGGCAAGCCGUGCGGGCGAGUAGGUUUCGGCAUGAUCUCCCUCAUGCACCCUGGUUGUAUAUCGACAGAAGACGCCGUGGAAGUUCUCAAAGCUGCUCUAGAGUCUGGCUCGAAUCUCUGGAACGCAGGCGAGCGUUACGGGACUGCUGAGUACAACAGUCUUCACCUCAUCAAAGCCUAUUUUACCAAAUACCCCGAAGACGCCGACAAAGUCAUCGUGACUGUCAAGUUCUGUCUGGAUUCGCGGAAGGGACUGGCGUUCGUUGAUGCUGAGAGUGUCAAGAAGGCUAUGGAUCGAUGCCUGGCUAUCCUUGAUGGGAAGUGUCGAGUUGAUGUCUUUCAGCCUGGGCGUCUGAGCCAUGAUGUCCCCGUCGAGGAGACUGUGGGAGCGUUGGUGGAGUAUGUCAAAGCCGGCAAGAUUGGAGCGGUUGGUUUGAGCGAGUGCAGUGGGGAGUCCAUUCGUAAAGCAGCCUCGGUGACACCUAUCGCACUUGUCGAAGUCGAGCUCAGCUUGUUCGAGACUGGAAUCUACCACAAUGGGGUUGCCGAUGCAUGCAAGGAGAACAAGAUUCCCAUCCUGGCUUACAGUCCUCUCAGUCGUGGGUUUCUGAAUGGCCAGAUCCGGAAGCACGAAGAUAUGGCGAAGACCGAUUAUCGUCACUUCUUUCCUCGAUUCGCGAAGGAGAACUUUGACAACAAUGUCCAGCUUGUCGACGUUGCCGACGCCGUUGCAAAACAGAAAGGCUGCUCGAUCGUUCAGGUCGCUCUAGCUUGGGUCUGUCAGCAGAAGGAUGUUAUUGGAGUUCCUGUCGACCCGAUCCCGGGCACAAUGUCAAUCGAUCGCCUGAAGGAGAACAGUACUGAAGUGGCGCUGACGAAGGAGGAGCUAGGUCAGCUCGAUGACGUGUUGACGAACGUAGAGAUCAAGGGUGCGAGAUACCCUGUGUCUCAGCAGCAUUGGCUGAGCGUGUGA